UGAUGUUGCAGCGGCGGGACCGUGCGCCGCAAUGGCAGCCCAUGCUAGCGAGCUGGAAAUAGCAAAGAAAAACCUAACUGAUGCUAUUGGAGAUAAUAUCAAACAUUACUGGGCAAAUCUAAAACUUUGGUUCAAGCAUAAAAUAAGCAAAGAAGAAUUUGAUGUUGAGGCCCGACGGCUUCUUGCGCAGGACAAUGUGCAUAUCCACAAUGAUUUCCUUCUUGCAAUUUUGACGAGAUGUCAAAUUACCGUGUCCACUCCAGAAGGCGGCUCAGUCCAGUGGACAAGUGGUCCUGCCACCAAGCCUGGAAAGCCAAAAGGAAAGAAAAGGUUUUCCUCUGUUCGUCAGAAAUUUGAUCACCGCUUCCAGCCUCACAACCCGCUGACGGCAGCGCAGCCGUUCUGUGCGCGUGAGCCGGGGCAGGGGGUGGAGGAGGAGGAGCUGCGUCUCAGCGCCCAUACGCUACUGCUUCCCUCACGGGGACAGCUGGAGGCACGCAUGAUGGUCACCGCCUUCGAGCUGGGCCUCGACAACGUCGCCGAUGACGCUGUCAGCUCCAUGGUCUGCGCACUGGAGGUCCAUCUGAAGGAUGUCAUCUCUGCCGUGGUCUCCAGGAGGAAGGCUUACCGUCUGCGUGAUGGCCAUUUCCAGUACGCCUUCAGCAGUGACAUCACACCACAGCCAUACUUGAAAAACAGCAUCGCCGCCUAUCAGACAGUAACUGACUGUCCUCCGCCCAGCGCCUCGCUUCCAGUGGGCCCCCCUCCUCAGGUGUCUCCAGAUGACGCGGAGCAGCAGGCAGCCCUCCUACUGGCCUGCUCUGGCCACAGUCUUCCUGCCCCUCUGCCACCAAUAAACAUGUAUGACCUGCUGGAAGCACUGCAGGUCCAUCGUAAGGUCAUGCCCUCGCACACCAUGUACGCCCUGAACAUGGAGCGCAUCCUGUCACGCCUGUGGCACCCCAGCCACGAGGAGCUGGAGCAGGACCGCGUGCACCGGCAGCGGCUGGCUUCCAAGGAAGGCCUGCUGGUCAGCUGAGCACCACCCUCCGCCUCUUGUCACCUGGAAGUCGGACACAUGCAUAACUGUGGCUCUACCAUUCACUGCGGCCUACCGCACCACAUCCCUGGCGAGUUUUACCAGGUGUGUCUGUCUGUUGGACUUUAAAAAGAAAGAAAGAUAAGCCAUGUGAAUGCAUGAAACCGUGCAACACAGAGGCCGUGUGGUCAGUACAGACUGGCUUGUGGGGCAUAGGACAUCCUCACUGUGCCAUUGCAGGAUUUUUUUUUGCUCCCCCAGGGUUUUUUUUGUUUGUUUAAGGUGCCUGGGGGGGUCAAAUCUCAUUUGUGUUCGUUAACUAAAUGUAUUUGCACCUGUUCUUUGUAAAUAUCUUUGUAACUGUUUUGUAGCUAUACAAAUGCCCAUGUUAAAAUAAACUCCUGGAGCAAAAAAAAAAAAAACCUUUCGGGAGUUGGUUUAAUUGGUAGGGUGUUUCAUUCACCACCAUUGUGAGCUUAGCACUUUGAACUAAAUUGAAACGUCUUUAAAUAUAAUUUAUUGUAUUAUUAUU
Engraulis encrasicolus (European anchovy) is the source of this 1571-nucleotide messenger RNA. It is a transcript of the gene tada1, whose product is annotated as transcriptional adaptor 1. The record is from RefSeq and is a predicted model, not a curated record. Bases 32 to 1039 code for a protein of 335 amino acids. Gene Ontology annotation, molecular function: transcription coactivator activity. Lineage: Eukaryota; Metazoa; Chordata; Actinopteri; Clupeiformes; Engraulidae. Gene Ontology annotation, cellular component: SAGA complex. Gene Ontology annotation, biological process: regulation of transcription by RNA polymerase II. The transcript is spliced from 8 exons.